GGCGGGGAGAACAGUCGCCGAACUGCCACUACAACAUCUACGCGUAUUUUGACGAAAUCAUCGUAUUAGUGACUUGGACGCGGGAGUUAUUGCGAAAUAAUCGUGUGUUUCUGUGUUCAUAUUAGUUGUUUAUGUGAUUAUAUGUGAAAAAUGGUGUUAUAAUUGUGAAUAAACGUACAAGGACUUUAGGGUAACAAUGUCUAGCAGUUGACAUGUUUAUCUGUGUCGUGUGUGAAGAUUUUCCCUUCGCGUGAGGAGGUGUGGUGCGCUAGUGUGCGAGCUGUCCUCUUGUGUGCGUGCCGCGUUCGUGGAUACGAAAGGAUCCAAUGAUGGAUUGCAUUUCCACAGAUGUAUAGGAUGUGAACAAGGCAGUUGUUUGGUCAAAUUCCAAAUUCAUAUGACCACAACCGAAAAUGCGGUCACAAGCUGCAAAACCCUUACCUAAAAAGGGAUCUUUGGCUAAAACAUCUUUUAAAGCUAGUACCGCUACAAAACAAGUUAAGAAAAAAGCAGUAGCAACUAAAAAAGUGAAAACACUUCAAAAAUCAACGACAAAAAGUCCAAAAAAGAAUACUAGUGACGAAUCCAAAAAGGACAAUGAUUCGUCAAAUAAAGAAAAAAAUGAUUCCACGUCCGAUACUGAAAAGGCUGGACCUUCCAAGACGAUUAAUAUUAGAGAGGAGUCUCCUAUUAAAAAAGGGAAAAAAGACCCAAAAGAAGCAAAAGACAAGAAUAAAGCUGCCCCUAAGAAAGUUCUCUCAAAAAAACCUAUUAAAUUAACAAAAAAGGCCAACCCCGCAGUUAAAACUAAAAAAGACAGUGAUGAAGUAAAGUACAAAAUAAACUUAGAAUCUGUUAAGAAAACGUCUGCAAAAAAUCCAAAAGCAAAGACAAAUAUUAAAAAAAGCAAUACAGGAAAUCAAAAAAAGAAAAGUUAUUUACAAAGUAAGGAGAGUGAAGUAAAAACUUUAGACAAGCAUGAUGAAGACGAAAAAUGUCCUAAAGAUAAAGUUAAAGAUUCUUCGAAUAUUUCUACCAUAAUUGAGAAUAAAGAAGACAAACCUGAUAAAGAUAUUGCAGAGUCUGAAAAGAAAUCAGAAAAGAAAGAGGAAUCCAAUAAAAUUCUUAAGGGUAAUAGCAAUUUUUCGGACACUGCAUAUCAAAGUAUAACAGUUACCAAAAGCACUAAUCAAUCAGAAACACAAAAAACUGAAACAGAAAGGCCUCCAAAAUUUUUUACUUCCAUCAGAUCUCCGAGAACAGUCGAUAUAGACGUUAAAUGUUGUAAGAAUUCUAAAGGAAAUUUGAGUGUUUCUGAAAGAUUUAUAUCUCUUAAAUGCGAAAGUAAAACAGAUGACCUUAACAAAGAUAAAAAUACGUCAAAUAAUCUCGUAUCUCAGGGCCCAGAAAUAGACGUUUAUACUUUCACAGAAAAGGUUGAUUCACCAAAGAGCAUAUUAUCUGAUUUUAGAAAUCCGAUAAAUAAAAAUAUUGGAAGAGUACGGCCAAUUGCUAGAGUAAAAGGAACCGUUAUAGAUAAGAAAUUAGAUAAUGAAAGGAAAAAGUUCUCUCCACAUAGACCCAUUGAGGAAGUAGUCAAACAACUUAAGGCAAAUAAAAGAACAGAAGAUUUAAGCUUGUCAAAAAAUAAUUCAGCUGCAAGUUUGGACUUCAAUGUUUUCAACGACGAAAAAGAAGAAGUGCAACCACCUAUUGUAAGUAAGUCAUACAAAAUGGUAGCUAGGAAGUCUAGCAUUACUGGUAAACCAUUCAGCCCUAUAAAAUUCCUUGACCAAGAUUCUCCUCCAAAACAAGAGGUAAAGACUCCAACUAAAGUUACCAAUACAAAAAAAAAUAUUAGCAGAUCUAAGAAACAACGGAAGAAAAGUACUUCAUCUGAUGAUGAAAUGAAUACGUCAACUUUUGCACUCAAUACAAAGACAUUUCAUUACACUUCUUCAGAAGAAAGCGUCAGCGAAUCAAAUGAUGAUAAUGAUCAAGUAGAAUCUUCCGAAUCCAGUUCCUCGAAGACUAAAAAGACAAGGAAUAAAAAGUAUAAGAGGAUAACCGAUGGUGCUAAGAAAUCAAAUUCUAAGGAAUUGAAAGAAUUGUCAAAAGAUUCCUUGAUUGAUAUCAAAGAUACUUCUGCGUUACUAGGAAAUGAAAAACCUAGCAAGAGGCGGCUAAAACUUUUAUCAAUGUGGUCAGGGCCGAAGAAACAUAGAAUGGCCUCUCUCAACGCUCUUGCAAAAGUACAUUGUUUAUACGAAAAUGAAAGCAGAACUCAUAUGGAACUAGGUCUAAUGAAGACAGUUGACAGGCAAGCUAUGCCAAGUACAUCUAAAUCUAAUUUGCCAAAGAAAAAAGAAACAAAAACUAGGGAUUCCGACAAACAAGAAAGUACGUCAGAGUCUGAAUACGAAAAUAAAAAGGAAACGGAAAAAGACAGUUCGGAGAGUUCAGAUGAUAAUCCGCCACAGAGAACUUUACGUGGCGUACCUGGAAUAAGGAGUGCUGGUAAAUAUUGGGAUCCGCGAUCCUCUACGUCUUCCAGUGAAGAUAGUGAAUUAGAAUCUAAAAGCAAAAAUAUCGCAACUGACAAAAAGAAAGCCUCCACCAAACCAUCAGCUAAGUCAGAUUCUGAUAAGCCACCUCCCAAAAUGAAGAAAACAGCUGGCGUUCCAGUAAAGAAGAAGCGUAACAGAAAUGAAGUUGUUAUGGACUUAAAAGAUAUGGUAGUUCAGAAACGUAUGGCAAGCUUAAAUGCCACUGCUAUUCUAGCCGCCAGUUACGAGAAACGAUCGCCUAAAUCAAGCAAAGACGACACAACAUCAGACUCGUGCUCAGACGAUUCUUUUUCACAGAAGCCAAAAAACGGAUUAACUUCCGGCAUAAAGUCGGAAUUAAAAAUAGAAGAUACUAAAAAAGAAUGCGAAGAGUCGUCUGAUAGGAAUCAAAAAGUUGAAGUAAUCGUCAACCAAGAUACAGAUGUAACGAUCACCGGCGUAUAUUCAACUCAUCUUCAUGAAGGAUUCUGCACCGUAUCGGGAAUGCAAUAUCGUAUCUCUUCAACAAGCCACACUCAAACAACAGCCACCGCUAAUUGCGAAAAGGAGGGUUGUUCCCGAGAAGAUGGUUCUCGUUACACACCCCUCUCGGCUCUGUCGUCUAUGCAGCCUCCGGCGGACCACUCCCAUCAUCCACAUCCAGUUCCGGAACUUGGCGGUUUGGCGAGGCGAGCUGCUGGUUGUUCCAGCGCAUUCUCAGCACCCUCACCAGCUGCACAUCAUGAUCCAGGUAAGCCGACAUGCAGUUUGUGUGACCCAACGCUUCCGGCAUCGCCUUAUGGAUAUUACCAGCCGGCUGGGCCCUUGAUAAAGGAGACGAGCGCGGACGCGGAACGAGCGCUAGCUAGAUACCAUCCUCCGCCUCACUACCAUCCACCACCUGUACUACAACAAUAUGGUCCAUACUACCCGGCUGAACUUUGUUAUGGAAGGUACUACCGACCCCCAGGACCAUAUCACAUGCCCCCACAGCCGGAUGCACCGAUGGUGGGAGUAAGUGAGCCGUAUCCUCCCCCUCAAUACUACGGCCCGACACCAUGCUACCCCCACUCACCACAAAGAAUACCAUACGUAGAAUACCGAGGAUGCCCGUGCCCAUUAAACGCGUGUCCAAAAAACGUCCUUAUUGGGCCCGCUACUGGUAAAGGCCCCACCGGUGGCGGCCCAGCGGACGUUCCCUCGGCCUUAGCGCCGCCCGGGGCCGCCUUCAGACAGAAGGUGCGGGUCGCGCUCGACUCUAACGCAGAUACUCACGGAAGCGGAAAGGAUCCUCCAAUAGAACCGGAGCCACCAGAGCCUCCAACCGCAGCAGACGCCCCUCAUCCAUGUCCUCUGCCAGCUAUUGGUGGUGCAUCACCAAAGCGUGAGAUGUUUGACGUUCGAGAUAACCCUCGCCUGAACGCUGAUAUUCCGGGACCAACAGAGGCUAUUGGACCCCCCUCCCCUGCAAGAGGAGUCUGUGCUCCACAACCACCGCUAAGUGCCCCAAGACGGGCUCGACUUGGCAAAGCCAUGGCCAGACGGUCAUUAGCUGGUGACGACACGGCACUUCUCAUAUCAACACCACAACCGAUAGUUGAUAAUCACAAUGAGGCAGAUGAUGACGUUCUCGCCAUAUCACCGCCCACGUGUGCUCCCAUCGAUUUAUCGUCCUCUGAUGAACGAUCAACACCAUUAGUGGACGUCAAAAAAGAGAAUGAGGGACCCACUUACGCAACGUCAAGAAAGACUGAUGCGCAAGCUCUUAGGGAACAUAAUUGUACAACCGCCUUACAGACCUCAGACGUCGCGGAUCCUGCUAAAGCGGUCAAGCGGAGAUAUUCCAAAUCUAAGCUUGAGAUAGAAAUGAAAGAUGUUCAACUCGAGGACGCAUGUAAAACAAAUGGCAUCGGGGAACAUGUUAAACUGCAGAAACGAAGGAAGGUUUCUGGCGAGCUGUCACAUAUACCGCGUACAGAAACAAUUACUAAGGAACCAAAAAAGAAACCAACGCAGAAAAGGACAACAAAAACUUCAAUCAGUGAUAAGAAAGGACAUAAAAGGAAAUCAAGUACCGUCGUAGAGGAACCCAAACCUAAGACCAUGUUACUUGACAUCAUUACCAAUGAAGAUCCUCGUCUGACAAAUGUUGCUGCUGUUUCAGAGGAUACUAUGAGUAUGAAACCCAAAACUAAAAGCGCACUUCUGCUAGAUAAUUUAAUAAAGAAAAAUAGCGUAGACAGGCCUGAAGCUAAAGGAUAUAAUCCUGAUACAAAACUAAACCCAGCGGAACUCUUUUUACCACCGAGCGAAAAUGUCACUCAAAACAGUGCGAAGAAAACUUUAAAUAUUAAUAAUAACAUAGUAGAUACAAAUUCCCCCAUAAACGGGGUGCGAUCAAAAACUAUUGCGGCUGUGAGUCAGCUUAUUGAAAAGAAGCUGGCGUAUAAGAAUGCUUGCAAAGUAGACAAAGUAGAUUCCAAGAUUACUCACAGCCUUAAAUCAGUAUUAUCUUCACCCACCGAAGCUCUGGACGACAAAGAGGAUAUAAAACAAGGAGUUUUACUAAACGGUGAAAUAAAUAUUGACAAAAAAGUCUGCCUUGAAAGUGAUAUAGGAAAAAUUGCAGAUAUCAAAGAAAAAUGUGAAUACAAAGACAUUAAAAAUACAAUGAAUAUUGAAAACAAUAUUUUGCCAAAUGAAAAGUCAACGAAAGUAAACCUUAAGGCCUGUCCAAACAAAACUAAAGAAACCAAUAACAUCGAUCAUGUCGAAGAAUCUCAAAAGACAGAAAAAGCUUUAAAAGGCGAAGUAACUAAUUCGUGUAAAGCUAAACACGUCGAAAAAUUAGUGAAGCUGCUGGCUUCGAAAAAGCAAGCCUCGAAAUUAUCUGAAUCGGAAGCAGUAAUAGAAGACGAAGCGGAUGUAGACAGCAAUCAAGAUAUAGAUAGAGAUAAGAGUACAAAACGAUGUAAACUAGUCGGGGAAAAGGUAAAUGGAGAGAAAUGUAAGACAGAGAAAGUUGCGAAGCUGCUCGUGUCCAAAAAGACAGUUAUAAAGACUGAUGAAGCAUCGUUAGUCGUGGAAGACGCUUGUUCAUCACCAGUGACGAAUACAAGGAAGACUAGAAGAAGACGUAGCGGAGGAAGAAGGAUGAGAAGAGCUGUAGCUCCUCUAGCCCCACCAGACUUACAACCGAAAGCCACGCCACGAUGGAGCAAUGGAUGGAACUGGGACGGCGAACACUAUUUAUCAAAAGUCUACCUCAAUAACGACUCGCGCCUUGACCGCACUGCUCGUUGCUGGGCUCGUAUGACCCACGCGAGCGGGGAUCGCGUCUCGCGAGGAGAUUGCGUCUUACUCAGAGCAUCCCAGGCCAGGGCUCAACCAUUUGUGGCCAGGAUCGCCAGCCUGUGGGAGAAUCCUGAUGACGGUGAGAUGAUGGUGUCCCUCGUAUGGUACUAUCGUCCGGAACAUACCGAACGCGGUCGUCAGUCAACAGACGCUCCGGACGAAGUGUUCGCUUCCAGACAUCGAGACGCUAACUCUGUCGCCUGUAUAGAAGACAAGUGCUACGUACUCACGUUCAAUGAGUACUGUAGAUACAAGAAGCGCCUGAAGGCGUUGGAAGAGGGCGUCGUGAUCACUCCAUCAAUAGUACCGUCGUUGCCGGCCAGCGAAGUGACGCCGGCUCUAGCUCCAAACGAUACAAAACUUCCGCCUUCUGUAUCACCAGAGUUAGUGCUGUUCUGCCGAAAAAUAUAUGAUUUCAGGUCCAAAAAAAUUCAUGUACCCAACAAAUGAGCAAAAAAUCAAUGAUCGAAUCCAUGUUUUGGAACUCGGACCUCGGUUACAGCAGAGUCUGGUGAAUAAAGGUCUUCUAGGAACGGAAGGACUGUAUUUAUCGGUAGUGUCACAUUGAAACUUAUAAUAGUACAAACACCGACAACCUUAGGUCGUACCCUUUAUUGGACAUUCGCCAAUCGGUUUUGUUGCUUCUACUGUGACUUUGUAUUUCGUGUAAUUUAAUUUGUAUUUCAUAUAAUUUGCGAUCUUUCGUAACGACGGAUGCUAAUAAAUUUUUAGAAAUGGAUGCCUUUUUAUAAAUUAUAAGUAGUUGUAAGUGAACGCAUAAUUGUUAAUAGCGGUAUGUUUAUUUCUGCUUCGGGAUUGAUUAUAUAUUGUGUAUCUUCUGUAGAUGCGAUGUGUGCGCUAGUUGACCCUCCCCCGUGUGUCGGUCGUUUAAGUUUUGUUUGGCUAAACUGAAAGGCAUUUAUAUAAUUAAAAUUCAUUUUAAUUUACUGUUACAUUGUUAUAUACGUAGAGUCUAUAAUAGAGUAUUGUUUUAAUACAUGAUACUACACGGCGAGUGAGUGCUGUUUUACUGCGAUUAUGUGAUUUGCUUACGUAGUUUCUAUUUACCUUACGAUAACUGUUAGUGAUCAGAAUUAAAUUCUAAAUUCUAACUGAACAAUGCUGUUUUGGGACGAGUCCGUGGGCUAGUUCUUGUUACGUAUAGUUACCUAGGCGUUUUGUGUACCAGUGUUUUUUCCAUCACAGAUUGAAUCGGCUUAAAUUCUUAUAGGUGUGUGUAAUUUGUAAUUAUGUAUAACGAUCGAGUCUCAUAUUGACAAAUAAUAUGUGGUUAUUUAUUGACAGUGGCCCCGGGUAUUUAUUUACAAUAAAUAAGUUUUAUGUUCCUUGGAAACAAAUUUCUCCUCAUGCCUUGGAGGGAUUAAUAUUACAAUGGUCAAUGUGGAAAGGCUGUUCCUCUAUAAUUCUGUUUAAUGUUGUCUAUAAAGACUGAUUGCGCUAGGGCGAUGCACACUUUUUUGGCAAAAAAAAAAUACAAAACAAUCAAUUACAUUUUUAAAUAAAAACAAAACCUAUGACACUAUUUAUUCCCUUAUACAAAAUGUGUCAGCCAAUAUUUUACACUUUAAAAAAAUAACAAGUGGGAACAUUGUAACAUAUUUUUAAAUAUAAAAAUUAGUGCAUAGAUGUAAAACAAAAAGUGUGUUGGACGGAAAGAGAUAUAUUGUAUGAGUAUUGUAGUGAAAUCUCUUUAUCAUUAGAGUUUGUCCUGUUACAACGCGUCUCGACUUGCAAAAGCUAUCUUGUAUUCGUGUGAUAAGGUUCAUUUUACAAUGGCCCGUUAUGAAUUUUUUAAUUUGUGUUGUAGAUUCGCAUUGGGUCCAUAAUUUUCAUGUAGUGCGGAGUAUAGAAUAUAUUUAAUGUUAUAAUUCCUUUAUGGAAUAAUGUAAAGGGCAUUUACAAGUAAUCAGUUUCUGUAGCAUUCUUAGUUUCUUACAAUGUAUCUCUUGAGAUGUUUUCCGUUGUUGGCUGUCUUUUAUUUACCUCUUUUAUUGUAAAUAUUCUUCUUUAAGUUGUAUUAUUUCUAAACUUAUUUAUCUCUCCAGUGAGAUCAUUUAUUUAUUGAAAAUCAUGAAUUUAAUUUAUUUUACCAAAUGAAGUUUUUUGCUUGCAAAUCUUUUUGGUUUUAAAAAUAUAAGUUAUGUAUGUACACAGAACUGUCAAGGGAAUUAUUAUUGUUUUUCAUAAUAUUCUAUAUGAUUUCUGAAUAAAAUGUAUAAAAGUUAUAUAUGAGGAGGAAGUUAAGGAACUUCAAAACUUUCUAAUGUAAUUCCCUUGAAGAGUUUUUGUAUUAUUUUUUAAACGUAACUCUAUUUUGCUAAAAACUAAUAAUAUGUACACAGCAUCACAAUCUCACUGGUGUCUAUUCCAAAGCUUAAGUAACCUAUUAUUUCUUAUUCUUUGCUUGAUGCCAAAAAAUUAGCUGCAAAAGUUCUAUUAUUCAGUAAUUAAUACAAUUCUCUUUUCUAUUUAGGUUAAAAAUGUCUGUGAAAUACGAAUGUGAAUUGUAAAAAAAAACCUCUGACAAUAUUUCAGAAAAUAUAACAUUUUAUUGACAAUAAUGGAUAUUUAUAAUACAACAAAAUAUAUAAACAGUCCGAUGACAGCUAUGAAUCGUUUAGAAACCUCCACAGCGAGCCGUUCGUAUUUCACUCACAUUGUUACUCAUUACUAAUUAAUUAUAGAUUUAAUGAGUAAAUUCCAUAAUAAGAUUAUUACUAUAAGUGAGCUCCCCCUUGCUUGUAGAUGGAAUGUUUUAAAGAAUGUUACCUGGAUUCCACAGUUGCAACCUUCUUAUAGUCAAUGAUAAUUUUUAGAAUUAGGUUUACUAAUAAGAAAAAAAAUACUUUGUUUUUAUUAUUUAUUUGUUUCAAUGGAAAUUAUAUAGGUAUAUUUUAUUAUUGUAACCUACAUAGUUACGUUGGCUGUAAUUUAAUAUUGAUGUAAAAGUAAUAUAUGUAUUUUUAUUUCA
This is a messenger RNA of Danaus plexippus (monarch butterfly), 8892 nucleotides long. RefSeq lists its product as uncharacterized. Bases 414 to 6350 code for a protein of 1978 amino acids. The transcript has 13 exons. NCBI's taxonomy places the organism in Eukaryota, Metazoa, Arthropoda, Insecta, Lepidoptera, Nymphalidae. Gene Ontology annotation, molecular function: chromatin binding. The record is from RefSeq and is a predicted model, not a curated record.